AGUUGAUUGCACAUUGACACGAGCCCUCCAAAAUCCAAAACUAGGGAACAUUGAAUUUGAGCUCGACUCACGCAAACACUCACACAACAGUAAUGGCCGCUAGGCAUUUUCUGCUUCACCGCCUUCGCCUCUGUAGCUUCCAAGGCUUCCAGGUAGCGCCGCCUCAGGGCCACCGUCUGUGGUGCAGUGCCACCUUAUCACCAGAAGAAGCUACCGAGAACGCAUCAGGCGGGAUCCACACCCGCUGUUCCGACGUCGAGGUGGAUGAACCGGAAUGGAUGGACAAAGAGGAGAAUAUUGUGAGAGACAUUGAACCAAUCGUUAAGCUGACCAGACAUAUUCUCUUCUCACCAAGGUACAAGAAUGGGGAGCUAUUGACUAUGGAGGAUGAAAGAGCCAUAACAGAAAACGUUCUUAUUUAUCAUCCAUAUUAUGAAGAUAAAAUCGGAAGUGGCUUGUUCGCCAUUAUGGUAAGUGGAGUGAAUGAUAUGCACGAUUAAUUUGAUUUAUAGAUU
Molecule: messenger RNA, 515 nt
Organism: Vigna radiata var. radiata (mung bean)
Lineage: Eukaryota; Viridiplantae; Streptophyta; Magnoliopsida; Fabales; Fabaceae
Exons: 2
Coding region: 93-500 (135 amino acids)
Biological process (GO): chloroplast rRNA processing; chloroplast organization
Cellular component (GO): chloroplast
Source: RefSeq, a predicted model, not a curated record